Messenger RNA from Paracoccidioides brasiliensis Pb18, 1362 nucleotides. RefSeq lists its product as uncharacterized. The coding region runs from base 1 to 1362 and encodes 453 amino acids. The record is from RefSeq and is a predicted model, not a curated record. Gene Ontology annotation, molecular function: endopolyphosphatase activity; phosphatase activity. The transcript is spliced from 3 exons. Gene Ontology annotation, biological process: polyphosphate catabolic process. Gene Ontology annotation, cellular component: cytoplasm.
AUGACGCACCCAGAGAAGACAUAUCCCGAGCCCCCCUCUCGAGCCGAUUCUGCUUGGGACAAUGUUGGCAUCAGAAACCUCGACGGCCGAGUAUCUUCCUCAUACCCUCAACAACCCAAAGCUCCCCUCAUCAAUUACGUGACAAAUGCCUGGAUGGCCUCAGUUCCUAAAUACAGCAAGUCCGGGACAAAUAUGAAGGCCGACUGUCCCAGCAAAUGGCCUGCACGCACCAGUGACCUCCGCAAGCUAGCUACCGCCCCGCGAUUCCGUCGUUAUAUUAUCGUCUAUUUCAUUUUACUAUGGAUAUGUCUGGGUAGCUGGUUAGGAUUUUUUUGUCCUCGUUUAAAAGAGAACAGUCAGCUCUUAGACUCGCUCUCCUUGAUGACAAAAGGGAAGAUGGGAGGCUGGUUUGGUUCGAAUUCCAUGCCCAAGUUCAAUGACUUGGUUUAUAUAAGAUCGCUGGACCCGACACUGCUACCCAGUGAUGGAAAAACAACCCCGGACAACCCGCAUCGUAAACGUCUAAUCGUCUUGGGCGAUGUCCAUGGGUGCCUUGACGAAUUGGAAAACCUUCUACGAAAAGUAGCCUUCGACCCCAAACAAGGAGACCAUUUGAUCUUCACAGGCGAUCUGAUCGCUAAGGGCCCCAAGAGUAUUGGAGUAGUUGACCUCGCACGCAAAUACCGCUCAUCCUGUGUCCGAGGAAAUAAUGAAGAUCGUACCCUUCUCGCCCGCCGCAAUAUCAAGGGUGUAUCGUCAAACAGGAAGAGUCGUUCCAUGAGUAACAAUGAAUUAGAUAAAGCCAGUGAAGACGUAACUAGUUCCAAGAACAGCGCUCUUGCGGCCGAAUUGAGCGAUGAGCAAGCAGAGUGGCUGGAUACGUGUCCAGUGAUUUUGAAGGUUGGAUCUAUCAAAGGCAUGGACGACGUCGUAGUCGUGCACGGUGGUCUCGUACCUGGCCUAGAACUGGAGAAACAAGAUCCCACUGCCGUCAUGUCUAUGCGGACUAUUGAUCUUUUGAGCCAUGCUCCCAGUUCGUCAUCCGAUGGCGUGCCCUGGACAAAGCUCUUCAAUAAAUAUCAAACCAUAUUGGCUCGAGCCCAAAAUUUGGCCCCGCCAGAAGAAAGCCUCCGCUAUGCACGCCCAACAACUGUAUUAUACGGCCACCAGCCGCACAGUUCUCCGUUGCUGAAAAAGUACACCAAAGGAUUAGACACCAACUGUGUCAGAGGUGGGAAACUUUCUGCAAUGAUCAUCGAGGAUGGCGGUAUUACCAGCAUCCAGAGCGUGAGGUGCAAAAAUUAUAUGACAAAAAUGAACCGACUAACGGACUGCAUCAAUCGCUUUUUAAAACUGUUGUAA